Messenger RNA from Rotaria socialis, 489 nucleotides. NCBI's taxonomy places the organism in Eukaryota, Metazoa, Rotifera, Eurotatoria, Philodinida, Philodinidae. The record is from the annotation of a GenBank genome assembly.
AUGGCGAUAAGUAACCAGCAUAGACAUGGUAUCGUAGACCGUUUCGUUAAAUUUGCAUCGUGGCUACAGAAGAAACCACCCUCAGAGAAUGUUCGAUCGAGCUCAAUUAUUCGAACAUUUUCAUAUGAGUCACCAAAACGUUUUCUCGAUGCUGCAGACAAAGCAAGAUUACAGGCCGGAUAUGAAGUUCUACCAUAUUUUCAACAAUUAUCAAUAAAGUCAUCGUCUGAUCUUAAAUCAUCGCUGUCAUCUUCCAUUCAUCAUUCCAAUGAGCGCCGUCACCAGUUGCAUCAUCAAAUGAAAGCCAGACGUUCUCAAUCAUCGUGUGCUUGCACCGAUGAUAAAGCUGUUUCAAAAAAAGUUCGAUUUCAACUAGAUCCUAUUAUACAUUCUCAUCAAAAAUCUGAUCAGCCGCAGCAUCAUCGUCAUCAUCAUCACAAGAAAGGAGUUUCAGUUUCAACAACAACGUUUACAAAAAAUCACGUUUAG